Microcebus murinus (gray mouse lemur) is the source of this 3940-nucleotide messenger RNA. It is a transcript of the gene COX18, whose product is annotated as cytochrome c oxidase assembly factor COX18. Gene Ontology annotation, biological process: mitochondrial respiratory chain complex IV assembly; protein insertion into mitochondrial inner membrane from matrix. Gene Ontology annotation, molecular function: membrane insertase activity. Lineage: Eukaryota; Metazoa; Chordata; Mammalia; Primates; Cheirogaleidae. The record is from RefSeq and is a predicted model, not a curated record. Gene Ontology annotation, cellular component: mitochondrial inner membrane.
UCAUUUCCAGCGCGACACAGACGUCACCGGCUUGACUGGAAAGGUCAAUCGCGGCUGCGGGAGAUGCUCGCCCGCACUUGAUGUCUGGUGUCUCUGGCGCAUGCGCGCGGAGUCCUUGGGUGACCGGCGCUUGUCGCUGGUCUGCGAGGCCGGUGUCCUGAGAGACUUCCGUCGUAUCGCAGACAUGCUGAACCGGCUUGCCAGCCGGUGGCUGCGGCCGCUGCCCGCACUGCGGCUUAGGGCUCGGGGCCUGCCGCUGGUGCCGGCCCCGCCGAGUGGCGCCAAGGCCCCUUGUCUCCCGGUGUGGGCGGUGGCGUCAGUCUCUGCAGCCGGCGCGGGCGGCUGGUACGAGGCCCUGGCCGCUUCGGCGCCGGUGCGGGGCGCCGAGGCCGUGCUGCUUGGGACGCAGGCCGCCACGGGCCUGCCAUGGUGGGGUAGCAUUCUCCUCACCACGGUGGCCGUGCGCGGGGCCGUCACGCUGCCCUUGGCGGCCUACCAGCACUACAUCCUGGCCAAGGUGGAAAAUUUGCAGCCAGAAAUUAAAAACAUUGCCAGGCAUCUUAACCAAGAAGUUGCAGUUCGUGCAAAUCAGUUGGGGUGGUCCAAAAGAUUUGCCAGGCUCACUUAUCUAAAGAAUAUGAGGAGGUUUGUUUCAGAGCUGUAUGUUCGGGAUAACUGCCACCCUUUCAAAGCCACUGUGUUGGUCUGGAUUCAGCUUCCAGUGUGGAUCUUCAUGUCUGUUGCUCUCCGGAAUUUUAGUACAGGGGCAACAAAUUCAGAAGCAGGUUUUUCUGUUCAGGAGCAGUUAGCUACUGGCGGGGUCCUAUGGUUUCCUGACCUUACUGCUCUCGAUUCCACUUGGAUUCUGCCUGUCUCUGUUGGUGUCGUCAACUUAUUAAUAGUGGAGAUUUUUGCUCUACAAAAAAUUGGAAUGUCUCGUUUUCAGAUGUAUAUUACACACUUCGUCCGUGUAGUAUCGGUGUUGAUGAUUCCAAUUGCCGCAACAGUACCUUCAUCAAUUGCUCUCUACUGGUUAUGUUCCAGCCUCAUGGGCCUUUCACAGAACCUGUUGCUGCGUUCUCCUGGAUUUCGCCAACUUUGCAGAAUACCCUUGACCAAGUCAGAUUCAAAGACUCCUUAUAAAGACCUAUUUGCUGCUUUUCAUACCAAGUUCAUUUCAAGAAAAUGACAUAUUUUUCAAUAAUUUUGAAGCAGUUACAAGUGUCACUAUCACCUUAAUGUAUUUAUAUUUAGAGAUUCAGGUAUGAUUUAAUUUGCCUUUAUUUAAAAUCAUGAACUUCAUGAACUGUUGUAGGUUGAGGUGUAAUCCAGAUAUAUUUGAAAAUAAUUAAAGUCUAUCAAGUGCUAGAAAUAUAGUAUGUUUAAUUAUAAGAGUAUAAGAAUGAAACCAAAAUGUCUAUCCCUGUUUGUAAAAUUAUACUUCUUAGGGGUGUCAGAACUUUGGAAAACAGAUUUAGACACUAAAUGAUGUCAAAUUAUACCAGACUCUCCCACACAUUAGAGCUUGGAAAAUAAGAGAAUCCAAUGAAGUGAUACUAUAGACCUAUCUGAGCACCCGAUAAAAGGCUAUGUAUGAUUUUCGAUUCAGAACAAUCCUAGGACUCAUUAAAUGGGAACUUCAUUGACACCCCAGAUGUCUUCCAGCAUCUCCUGCUUAAGACAUUUUAUUCUAAUGGAACAUAUAUUGCUGUUGAGUUAAUGUGUAGCUGAAAAAAAAAAGUACUUGAAAUACAUGCAAUAGGGUAGUCCAUGUAUACAGCUACCUAAUAUGGUAGAUAGUGUUGCUUCACAGCCCUGCUCUGAAAGAAUAUAAAAAGUGUACAUUUCUUUUUCUGUAAUUUAGGAAGUCUGGAAUACAGGCUGUAGCACUAUGUACUGCUAGAGCCCAAAGUGGAAAAUCUUAAGCAUUAAGUUUGUUUAGUCAAAGGAAGAAAAUUAGAAGAUGAGCUACCUAUUGUGGACAUGAUUUUUAAACUCUUUAUAUUUAGAAGGGUUCAGUACUCUAAUAGACUUAAACUAUGAUAGAGGUUUAACAUAGGAAAAAUCCGGUUGUUUACUUGCUUAAUUCGGAAAGAUGAUGAAAUUAACUCUGGUCUAGAUAUUUAGGAAUAGGUUUGACAGGUAUUUGAGAUUAUAAAUUUUCAUUGAAUUAGAAUAUCGACCUGAUUCUGAGAAACCUUAUCAUUCCAUCUUGAUGUUUUACAAUGAAAAUACAGGUGAAAUUAAUUAGUCAUUUCUUUGAGCGAUGUCUGUUAAAUCUUUGUUGGCCUACUUAAUGGAUUAUGAAAUUUUUUUAUUAAAAAAAAUUUUUUUAGAGAUGAGGUCUUGCUUUAUCACCCAGGCUACUCUUGAACUCCUGGCCUCAAGCAGUCCUCUACCUCAGCUUCUGGAUAGCUGGGAUUACAAGCACAAGCCACCAUGACCAACUGAAGUUUUUUAAUAUAAAAAAUUUACUAUAAAGAGAGGUAAGAAUAUUGGUUGCCACGUUCCUGUAGUUGCCUGAGAAUUUAGUGGUACAUGGUGGCAGUUAAGAUUAGAUUCUCUUUUCCUGAAUUUCCCGUCCUGGUUUAUGACAACCUUAUUGAGACGACUGUUCUUUUCAUUCAUAGUGAAGAAAUUGUACUUAUGUACAGUGGAUCUUUAUUACUUUGUGGAUUUCAUAUUUGUGAAGUUGCCUACUUGCUAAAAUUUAUUUCUAACCCCAAAAUCAAUAUUUUCAGUAAUUUUGAGAUCAUUCAUGGACAAAGAUUUGAGUCACCUGAUACACAUGUUCCUAACAGAAGUCAAACAUGGUGGCACUCUGCCUUCUUUCAGCUCUCAUACUAUAAACAGUUAUCCUUUUUGCAAACUAUUUAGUGCCAUGUUUUUCUCAUUUCUGUGCUUUUUUCUUUGGUGAUUCUACUGCUUAAAAUGACUUUAAGUAUACUUCUGAGGUGCUAUGUAAUGUUCCUAAGCUGAAGAAGGCUGUGAUGUACCUUAAGGAAAAAAUAAGUGUGUUAGAUAAGCUUCAUUUAUGCAUGAGUUAUAGUGCUGUUGGCAGGGAUUUUAGUGCUGUUCGAUCAACAACAUAUUGUAUUAAUCUGUUGACAAAAAUACCAAGGCUUGCAGGAACCUAACCCUGUGAGUGCCCUAGGAGCAUUGGUUCACUAAUUCAGUGUUUGUGGACUUUGUGAGACAUAACUACCAUGAGUAAUGAUAAUUCACUUUAUUUGUAACAUGUAUAAUCAAGGAAGCAGAGGUAGAAAUGGUUGUGCUGGUUAUAUAUAGUAUAAAGAGGAAAGGAAAUUUGAGAAAAAUUUUGGCAGUUACAACUUAUCUCUGGAACAGCUUGGCACUUGCCAUGUGUAUUAUUGUCUACUGAUUUGAAUAUUUUUCUCAUAAUGAAAUCAGGGAAAUUAGUCUCCUUUCCCCACCUUGUCAUUUUUUCGAGAAGGUAAGAGACAAAUGCGUCCUGUGACUCCCUGUGAUAUUGUGAAAUAUAUUUGGGCUUCCUCUUUGGUUCCUGAAAUUCAGCUCCUAACACCAUUGGAAUCUGCAAUCAUAAGAGUAUUUUUUGUAUGCUAAUGAGAUGACUGGUGGUUAGGAGUGCUAGAAAGCUCCAGAAUGAUGGCCUGUCACCUGACAGACCAAGUCAUGAUUAGAGUGUCAAAGCUUUCAGCAUCACCUCCCAACCUCUGGGGAAGAAGAAGAGCUGAAGGUUGAGCUGAUCACCAAUGGCCAUUGAUUUAAUCAAUCAAGCCUACUUAAUCAAUCUUUCAUAAAAUCCCGAAAGGACUGGGUUUGGAGAGCUUCCCAGUAGCUGAACAUGUGGAGAUUCCUGGAAGGUGGCAUGUCCAGAGAGGCUAUGGAAUCUCCUCACCCUUUCCCAUGUAACCUUGUCCUAUGUGUCUCUUCUUUUUUUUUUUUUUUUUUUUUUUUU